Molecule: messenger RNA, 1944 nt
Organism: Misgurnus anguillicaudatus (oriental weatherfish)
Lineage: Eukaryota; Metazoa; Chordata; Actinopteri; Cypriniformes; Cobitidae
Source: RefSeq, a predicted model, not a curated record
ACCGUGAUUGAGUGCGCACAGAAAGUUAUUCUCCUGACUUCAGUAAGAGCUGCACGGAUCCGCCGCAUUCAUCAUGAGUCGCAGUCCAGAAAGGGUGUCAUCAUACCGCCGUCACUUUGAAGAUGCCAUCACCUCCUGUUCCACGCUCCAGGUGCGCGUGUCCAGCCCUUCACCUACCCGAAAGACAGCGCGUCACCGCUCCGCGAGUUACAACCGCAGCGCAACACUGGGGCGCGGGGCGCAGUCUGCCACCCGCAGAUCUCGCAUGAGCAGCAGUGUGAGUAUGGGAACGCUGUGUCUGGGAUUGGGGGUAGCUGGACGUGGUGUGGACCUGGACGCUGCAGCUGCCGAGAACCAGGUUUUCCUCAGCACUCGUACCAGCGAGAAGAAGGAGAUGAUUGCCCUCAACGACCGUCUGGCGGUCUACAUCGAGAAGGUACGAUCUCUGGAGCAAAACAACAAACUUCUGGAAACUGAGAUCGAUGCCAUCAAGGGCCACUAUGUGAAACCGUCUGGCCUACGAAUGCUUUAUGAGGACCAGCUGAGGGAGCUGAGGAGAAUUGCUGACCAAAUGAAAGUUCAGCGGGACCUGGCACUUGCAGCACGGGACGCCAUGGCGGGUCAGCUGGAAAUGCUGAAGGUGAAAUAUGAAGAAGCUGUGGAGGCCAGGAAGAAGGCGGAGCUUGACAUAGAGGCUUUUAGGCCGGAUGUGGAUGCAGCAACGUCUGCCCGAAUUGCUUUGGAAAAGCGACUGGAAAACCUGGAGGUGGAGCUUGAGUUCCUGCAGAGAAUUCACAAAAAGGAAAUCGAGGAGUUGAUGGCUCAGAUUUACGGAUCUGUUGCCAAGGUAGACGUGGCCUUCUCUUUGCCGGACCUGUCCAGCGCUCUUAAACAGAUACAGGCUCAAUAUGACAGCAUCGCCGCCCAAAACCUGCAGGACAUGGACGCCUGGUAUAAAACCAAAUUUCAAGAUCUAACCAAAACAACAUCAAGGCACGUGGAAACAGCCAGGAGCGUCAGAGAGGAAAUCACCGGAUACAAGAAAGAGAUGCAGAAUAAGCAGAGAGAGUUGGAUGCUCUUCAAACAAGAAAUGAAGCUCUGAUGCUCCAAAUCAAAGAAGCUCAAGAGAAGUACAAGAAAGAAGAGGAGGCACUGAAGGCUCGCAUAGAGGAACUCAAGGAAGAACUGAAGUCUUUUAAGGGAAAGAUUGGAUUGCUGCUAAGAGAAUAUCAGGAACUGCUCAAUGCUAAGAUGGCGCUUGAGAUCGAAAUCACCACCUACAGGAAGUUGAUAGAGGGAGAGGACAGUCGACUGUCCACCAUGGUAGCCACUCUGUCUCUCGUGAGCAGCACCUUUAAAACAGGAACGCUCAGCGCUGGGUUCGGCUCUACUGGAGUGGCUGCAGGUAGCCGGGUGGUCAAUGGAUCCGUAAGCUCAGCUGUUUCGGAGAAGGUCGUGUCCUCCUCGAGCAGCUCUGAGAGUAAAACUGUCAACCACGAUCAUCAGGAGUCAGUUGGAGAGUUCACAGAGGAACAGGCCGAGGAGAUGACGGAGAGGAAAACCGUCUUCAUCAGAACAGUUAAGACAGACGAAGACACGAUUCAAAAAGACACGCAGGAACGCACCAUCACCAUUUCAGGCGCUGCAGAUGAAAAUGACUAAAUUCGACCCUUGGCGUCCCGAUGCCUCGCCAUUAACAAAGUUCUUUCAGUUGUUUCUUUGAAAUGGCGGCUAGAUUACACCAGCGUUUAUCCUUGUUGGUUUCACUCGUUUUAUUUUAAACCAACAGCUGGACAGAGAGCCAAUGGCAACAUUGUACAGAUCUUAAAAGCGAUCACUCUGUUCAGUGCUGCUUUGACUGUAGUGCUAAAUAUUAAAGCAUUUAACCUCCUGUGUGUCAUUUGACAAAACUCACAAAAAAAUAAACUCUUGACUGCACAUCA